GAUACUCGUAGCAGAAACGUCCCUAAUCCCCGUGACUUUCAUUUACCCUUUCUCCUCUUUCCCUUUCUUUCCCCUGCACCCAUCCAACCUUUCGGAACUUCCCCAGGAAAUCGACCCUCUAGACAAGUUUAAGGGAAUAAUGCAAAUGCCCCUUUGACUGUCGCUGCCUUCGUUUACAGAAUAUCCUGGUGGCUAGGUGGGGGAUCUUCAAUCGCUUCUCUCACCCUCUCCCACCUCCCGUGUAUGGGUGAUCGACAUUAAUCACCGGUCGGCACACACUGCGUUUUUCAAUCCUAUCACACCCGGAACAGCACCCUCGUCAAGGAAAGACCGUGUUAGUGGAGGGUGAUCCUCAAGGGACACGACAAGAAAGGGCGUUGAAAAGAAGGACUGGGUGGUGGUCUGAGACUCGACACCCAACCUCUGCCCACCAUGCACUUCUCACUGCUGGUGUCGGCUUUGGCUCUGUUGCCCCGAACUUUUGCAUCUUCGACCUUGGCCUACUGUGCUACGGAAAAUACUGGAUCGUCUAGUAAUUCAUCAUCGAGUAUCUACCAAUCUAACGGCCUCUGUGAGGGAGAUUGUGCAAGUUACGCCUUCGGUAUCCUUCAAGGAAAGGUUUGUUGGUGUUCGAAUGUGGCACCGGCCUCCGACACUCGAGAGAGUACUUCAAAAUGUGACACUGGAUGCCCGGGCUAUCCCUCGGAUAGCUGUGGUAGUGCAUCGAAGGGAGUCUACGCCUAUGUCUCCAUCUCUGGAAACAGUGCGACUAGCACCGCAAGCAACAGUGACACCACUUCGUCGUCAUCGACGACGACGACCUCAGGGACUACUACAAGCACAUCGUCAACCUCAACCAUCACGACAUCAACUACUAGCGGUUCUACCACCACGACUGGAGCCAGUGUCGCCUACACAACCUCCUCGAAUGGCGAAGUCAAGACCAUCACCGUUUCUGGCUCGAGUGCCACCUCCGGCGCGGACGGGAGCACGGUUACCACGACUAGCAACAAGAGCUCCGGCUUGAGUGGUGGCUCGAUUGCGGGAAUUGUUAUCGGCGUCGUUGGAGGUCUCGCCCUGGUUGGCGCGCUUGUUUUCCUCGUCUUCUUCUACCGCAAACGUGCUCGAUCAUCAAGCCCCGUCCCAAGCCAGGAUAUGGCCGACCGAACAAGCCAGGGCUCGAACUGGUCCCGUGGUGUCUUCCCCGGUGGUGCUGGUGGAUCUGACCUCGGACGCAAGGCGACUUUCACCGAUAACCGUAUGAAGACAAGCACCGCUAUUUAUCCCAAUGGAGCUCGGGAUAGCAGUGUCUCGCUGCAGGACAACGAAGACUACUCGCGACCUGUCCUUCGCCUCACCAACCCGGACUAAAUAUGACUCGGAUUCCCUAUCCUCCACGUUUUCUUUCUUUCCACCCUUGACUCCGCGAGAUUGCCCUCACCAUUAAUUCUGCGCGAAUCUGCCCAAAACAAUUCUGUUAUGAUACCCAACUGUCCCUUGACUUCUUUCCUAUUCUUAAGGUGGUGGCCGUGAAGAAAACCGACAUGGAGGACACUUGAACCAGGGCUUGAAUUCCACCACAGCAUUGUGAAUGGAUGAGAAAAGGAUGGUUGGGAGGCACUACCCGACAUGAAAACGAGCCUAUUCGACCCCUGGAAGCGAUGAUCUGCCGUCGAGACGAGUUCACGAGCAACAGCAUACAUACCUACAUACAAUACCGUGGAUGAUGAGCCCCUGCCCAUGUGAUUCCAGUACAUACAUCCGACUCUCUCCAGAUCGCCUCAUCUCCUUGAUCUUUCUUUUUUCCUAAUUCUCAUUUCAUCCGUUGUACCAUCCAGCCAGCUCUUUGCUUUCCUUUUAUCCUAAUCCACGUGUUUUUACUCGUUUGGGUUUCUGCCACGGCGUUCCCUCCCUGGUGUUUAGAGAAUGAUACAUCUACAAUUCUACUGAAAUCUCGAUAAUUCCG
Messenger RNA from Penicillium pulvis, 1966 nucleotides. Its product is annotated as ER membrane protein Wsc4. The record is from RefSeq and is a predicted model, not a curated record. The transcript has 5 exons. Bases 433 to 1371 code for a protein of 312 amino acids. NCBI's taxonomy places the organism in Eukaryota, Fungi, Ascomycota, Eurotiomycetes, Eurotiales, Aspergillaceae.